GCGUUCAGUGAUGAACUGUGUGGAUUACAAUUUACGAUCGUUUUGGUUUCUUGUUGCACCCCGUCUUCGCAAGCUGCGUGUUUAUUUUCUCCUUUGUCUCUAUGACCUCUAUAACAAGAUAACUCAACGUCUGCGAUGUACAGAGUCGCGGCCCUACAAAAGCGAUUAGCAAAGUAAACAGCUUUUCGGCAACGUAUGCGAUGAAACCUUGCGAUGAUGAUGAUAGAUGUAGUAGCCUCAUUUUCUUAUUAAUUCUUCAGGGUGCAAGGAGCGCCUACGAUGGCUUUACCUAGACCUACACGAUCCUUUUAUCAAAUCGAAAACUAAUGAAGUUGCCAGAUAGAGUUAUGCUGGGCCAGCAGCCAGUCUACGUGAAGGGCAUGAGGAAAUGUUACCGACGCCACAGUAAUUCUGUUUCGACACAAGAUGUCCACAGAAGAACUUAAUUCAUGUGACCUCGGAACUAAAGAAUAUUGGGCAUCGGCCUAUGCAAAAGAAUUAAAAAACUUCGAAGAAUUUGGCGAUGAAGGGGAAAUAUGGUUUGGUGAGCAGAACGAGUGUCGCAUAGUGAAAUGGGUUGCUAAAAAUUUCGCUGUGUCAGACUCUAUAGUCGACAUCGGAUGUGGCAACGGUCAUCUACUCGUCCGUCUGGCUGCGGAUCACAAUUUCAGUUGUUUAUUAGGUUUGGACUACGUGGAGGAAGCACUUACUUUAGCAAAAAGCCUUGCUGUUUCUAAGAACGUUCAGGGCUCCAUAGGCCAUAAGGUUUGUGAUCUUCUUUCGAGUCCGCUUACUAUCUUAGAAAAUGUUGGCACGAUAGCGCACGCAGUCGUUGUGGACAAGGGGACCUACGAUUCCAUUUGUCUUAUGCCAAAUAUGGAUCAGGCCAAACGGAAUGCCUAUAUACAAGCAGUGAAGACUCUCAUCACAGGUUCAUGCAAUGGCGAAGAUCAAGAACACAAUGCACGUGGAAGAUUCCUAAUUACGUCUUGUAAUUGGACUCGUGACGAACUGUUAAGUCACUUUACAAACGACUUUGAACUCGUUGAGGAACUUCCAACACCUGCAAUCUCAUUUGGUGGUAAACAAGGAAAAACUGUCACCUCAUUAAUAUUCAAAAUAAAAGCGGCGCAGGUUUGAACGUACAUUCCAUAUCAAUCCAUUAUUAUUGCAUGCUUCAUGUCUGUACAGUGUCUAAGGAUCAUAAAUAUUAUAGCA
Messenger RNA from Varroa destructor (honeybee mite), 1218 nucleotides. RefSeq names its product EEF1A lysine methyltransferase 2-like. Gene Ontology annotation, cellular component: cytoplasm. Lineage: Eukaryota; Metazoa; Arthropoda; Arachnida; Mesostigmata; Varroidae. The record is from RefSeq and is a predicted model, not a curated record. Gene Ontology annotation, molecular function: protein-lysine N-methyltransferase activity.